Messenger RNA from Cooperia oncophora, 261 nucleotides. The record is from the annotation of a GenBank genome assembly. NCBI's taxonomy places the organism in Eukaryota, Metazoa, Nematoda, Chromadorea, Rhabditida, Trichostrongylidae.
AUGAGAACGAUAGCGCUCGAAGGAAGAUGCUUUGUCAUCUCAUCUGCUCAAUUCAUGACAUCGUCCGCCUACCCAGAAGGGCAUCCGAUGCGCAUAAAACAUGGAGAUGACAAGAAAAAUAUUUCCAGCUAUGUGGACGUAGACCUAUCUCGAAUCGCCUGUGGUAAAAUGGACCUGGAUACUGUAGGUCAUUAUAGCCGUCCAGAGGUGUUCCAGCUAAUCGUCAACGAGAAACCCUGCGACGCUGUAGUGAGGCGUUAA